This is a messenger RNA of Rubroshorea leprosula, 2330 nucleotides long. The record is from the annotation of a GenBank genome assembly. Lineage: Eukaryota; Viridiplantae; Streptophyta; Magnoliopsida; Malvales; Dipterocarpaceae.
GAAUGAGGGCAUUCAACAGCAAGACUUUUCUAGAGAACCCUAACUUCCAAACUGUAGUUCUAACAUUAUCACUUUCAACCCCAGAAAUCAUAGAUGUUUAACCUUUACCAAUAUGAGGAUAAAUAUGUGUUUUUAUUUUUAUUUAUUUAUUUUAUCAUAGAUGUAUGGAUUUGAGAAGGAAGGGAUUGUAUUGAUUUGAGAAUUGAGGCAAGGAAGAGGAGAAGAAAGAGGAAGGAAGAUGCCAACAAUUUUCUUUCUUUGGUGGGUCCAUAAUCCAUUUGCACGUGCACCAUGCAAGCUAUGAUGAGGUGAGACAGAGUAAUAAGUUCAUUAAGCUCGUUUGCUGCCCUCCUCAAUGCCUCCGUACCAGUUAAAAAGCUCACUACAAAAGCCGGAAAAUGUGUUUUAUUGAUGAUGCAAACCUAAAGAUUUCGACAGUCAACAGUUCUGGUCGGGUUUCAAUUGAAAACAUCUCCAUCGACACCAAUAAGGUAGCAUUAGACAAAGGAUAAAACUUGAUCAAAAGGUGUUUGUCAGUUUCCUUGACCCAGCUUACAGUAUGAUAACCCAGCAAUUCUUUUUGUACUAUUUCACAAGUUUUGGUGAUUCAUAUUCAAGUUAUAAGCUUUAAGGGAUAGACAAAUUAGCAGACAGCUGUGAAGAGAUCAGCAUGGUUUGGCUCUUUCCUAUCCUAUUUCCCUUACUGAUAGCACUGUUUUUGCCUUUGCUUCUUCUGCAAUUUCUUCCCAAACAAGAGCUGAAAAACUUACCAAAUGGCAGCAUGGGUUGGCCUCUAUGUGGCGAAACUCUUGCCUUUCUCAAGCCUCAUAGAUCAACCUCCACUGGGAGUUUCUUGCAAGAACACUGCUCUAGGUAUGGAAGAGUAUUCAAAUCUCAUCUCUUUGGUUCCCCAACCAUAGUCUCCUGUGACCACGAGCUCAAUAUGUUUAUUCUUCAGAAUGAAGAGAGGCUAUUUCAGGCCAGCUACCCCAAGCCCCUCCAUGGCAUUCUUGGCCAGUUCUCUUUACUUAUAGUGUCUGGAGACCUUCACAAGAAGCUGAGAAACAUUGCUGUUAGCUUCAUUAGCACAUCCAAAUCAACUCCAGAAUUCCUUCACUGUGUUGAGAAGUUGUCAGUUUCAAUGAUGAAUUCAUGGAGAGAUUGUAAAGAAAUUACCUUCUAUCGAGAAGUUAAAAAGUUUACAAUGAAUCUAAUGGUGAAGCACCUUCUGAGUAUUGAACCAGAAGAGCCACUGGCCUUAGAGAUACUUGAAGAUUUCCAAACUUACAUGAAGGGGUUUGUGUCUUUACCGGUAUAUCUCCCUGGGACACCUUAUGCCAGUGCAGUGAAGGCUAGAGCAAGACUUUCUUCUACUGUCCAUAAAAUUAUAAAAGAAAGGCAUAAGAGGAAUAUGGGGAUGGAAAAAGGAGAUUUCUUAGAUGUGAUUCUGUCAAAAUGGAGGCUGAGCGAUACUGAAAUAAUCAGCAUUGUGCUGGAUAUCUUGCUUGGAGGCUAUGAAACAACAGCUACCCUUUUGGCCUUAAUAGUCUACUUCCUUGCUCAAUCUCCAAAUGCCUUUGAAAACUUAAAGGAAGAACACCAUGCAAUAAGGAAAAGUAAAGAGGAAGGCCAGUCCUUGACCUGGAAAGAUUACCAGAAAAUGGAGUUCACCUACAAUGUUGUACACGAAGCAAUGAGGUGUGGAAAUGUUGUCAAAUUUGUGCAUCGGAAAGCACUAAAAGAUGUCAAGUUCAAAGAAUAUCUAAUUCCUUCAGGAUGGAAGGUCCUACCUGUCUUCACAGCUGCACACUUUGAUCCAUCCCUCCAUGAAAAUCCUGGGGAAUUCAAUCCCUGGAGAUGGACUGAUAAAGCUAUGAUGAAAAAGGUGAUGCCAUUUGGUGGUGGACCAAGGCUGUGUCCUGGGGCAGAACUUGCUAAAGUAGAAAUUGCCCUCUUCCUUCAUCAUCUUGUCCUCAACUAUAGGUGGAAGUCAAAAGCAGAGGAUUUCCCUCUUGCUUACCCUUAUGUGGAAUUUCAGAGAGGACUGCUUUUGGAGAUUGAGCCAACAGAACAGAGCUUCAGCUAGGAAGAUGCAUAGAACAGCCUGUAUAUGGUGUUUUGUCAAACUUAGUGCUAGGAACAAAGAAAAGGGGCACCACAAUGGCUGGUAAUCUCUUGUAAAGAUUACUUGGGAUGAUAAGAUAUAAAAUGCUUUUCUUUACCAAAAGAAAAGUACUAAAUUUUUUAUUGAAAUUUCAUGUCUUAGCUUGAUAAUAUAUUGACUUUUUCAGUUGGAGAUUUGAGGUUGGAAAGAAAGAAUUUGGUAAAAA